CUGGUUAAAAGAUCUCUUCCUUCCCCAGAAACAACUCAUUUGUCUGCUUGGCCACCUCCUCCCACCCCAGGAACGGCCGCGCUUGGGUGCACGAAGCUCUUCCUGGCGGGAUGAAAGUCGACAGAUAAAAUAUUAGCAUCAGGUCGCAGCAUUCCUUCCUCCUGGCCAAACUCGCAUUACGACGAUGAGGAGCUGAGCUGCGAUGCCUGGCCGGUGAUGCAAGGCUCGAUUUUUCCAGCACGGUUUUCCCUCGGGCUCCAGGCUCUCCCGCUGGUGCAGCUCCGGGUGCUCUGGGUGUGGAGCUACGCCAGCCUCCACCCGCUCAGGAUCCGGCCCUGGAAGCUGUGGAGUUGCAGUCACACUUGGAGCAGGGCUUUCUCGGUGUCCCAGCUCUGUCCUCCCCUCCCGCCUUCGCUGAACCCCAGCUCCUCGCCCGGAGGAAGGGUGCACGCUGUGGGCAUCUCCCAUCCACCGAAAUCUAUGAUCAGCUCGGUGUGUGUCUCCUCCUACCGUGGACGCAAGUCUGGGAACAAACCACCCUCCAAAACAUGCCUGAAGGAAGAGAUGGGCAAAGGGGAAGAGUCGGACAAGAUCACCAUCAAUGUAGGGGGCACCCGGCAUGAGACCUACAAGAGCACCCUUCGGACUUUGCCGGGCACCCGCCUGGCCUGGCUGGCUGACCCCGACGCCCAGAGCAACUUUGACUUUGACGGUAAAAGCAACGAGUUCUUCUUCGACCGUCACCCCGGGAUCUUCUCCUACGUGCUCAACUACUACCGCACGGGGAAGCUGCACUGCCCCGCGGACAUCUGCGGGCCCCUCUUCGAGGAGGAGCUGACCUACUGGGGCAUCGACGAGACCGACGUGGAGCCCUGCUGCUGGAUGACCUACCGCCAGCACCGCGACGCCGAAGAGGCCCUGGACAUCUUUGAGAGUCCCGAGCCUGGUGGAGGGGCUGGUGGAGAGGAGCCCGAAGAGGAAGGGGGUAGGGAGAUGGCCCUUCAGCGCCUGGGCAUGGAUGACAGGCCCCCAGGGGCGGCAGGGGCUGCCGGAGGGGGUGGCUGCUGCCGGAACUGGCAGCCCAAGAUGUGGGCGCUCUUUGAGGAUCCCUACUCGUCCAAGGCGGCAAGGGUGGUUGCUUUCGCCUCGCUUUUCUUCAUCCUGGUCUCCAUCACAACCUUCUGCCUGGAGACGCACGAGGCCUUCAACAUCGACGUCAACGUGACGGAGACCCUGGUGGUCGGCAACACCACGACGGUGCUGCUGACACACAAAGUGGAAACGGAGCCCAUCCUCACCUACAUCGAAGGGGUGUGCGUGCUGUGGUUUACCCUCGAGUUCCUGGUUCGCAUCAUCUGCUGCCCAGAUAAGCUUCUCUUCAUUAAAAACCUGCUCAACAUCAUUGACUUCGUGGCCAUCUUGCCCUUCUACCUGGAGGUGGGUCUCAGUGGCCUGUCCUCCAAAGCUGCCCGGGACGUGCUGGGCUUCCUACGGGUGGUGCGCUUCGUCCGCAUCCUCCGGAUCUUCAAGUUGACACGGCACUUUGUGGGUCUCCGGGUGCUGGGCCACACGCUCCGGGCCAGCACCAACGAAUUCCUGCUCCUCAUCAUCUUCCUCGCCUUGGGGGUGUUGAUUUUCGCCACCAUGAUCUACUACGCCGAGCGGAUCGGAGCCAAGACGUCCGACCCCACCGGGAGCGACCACACUCACUUUAAGAACAUCCCCAUUGGGUUCUGGUGGGCCGUGGUCACAAUGACGACCCUGGGCUAUGGUGACAUGUACCCCAAGACCUGGUCGGGGAUGGUGGUGGGGGCCCUGUGCGCCCUGGCCGGGGUGCUGACCAUCGCCAUGCCCGUGCCCGUCAUCGUCAAUAACUUUGGGAUGUACUAUUCAUUGGCCAUGGCCAAGCAGAAGCUGCCAAAGAAGAAGAAAAAGCAUAUACCCCGUCCGGCCCCGCUGGACUCCCCCACCUACGGCAAAUCCGAGGAAAACUCCCCCCGGAACAGCACCCAGAGCGACACUUGCCCAUUGGCAGUAGAGGAGGGGGCGAUUGAGCGGAAACGGUCAGACUCCAAGCAGAACGGUGAGGCCAACGUGGUGCUGUCAGACGAGGAGCAGCCGCUGUCCCCGACGGACGAGGAGAAGCGGCCAAUGCGGCGCUCCAGCACCCGGGACAAGAACAAGAAAUCCUCCACCUGCUUCCUGCUGGCCACGGGGGACUUCUCCUGUGCGGCGGACGGAGGCAUCCAGAAAGGUACGGCUGGAGGUGUGAGCAGGACCCGGGUGGGGAGGGAGAGGUGGAGGCCGAGUUCUGUUGAGCCGAUCCAAGACUGGUUCAUCUCCAUCCGCCUGCCUGGCUGUUCUCUGCUCCCCAAAUCCGCGUCUUCCUGCCUCUCCAUCUGCUUCACCUCCGUCCAACACAUCUCUCCGUGCUGGCUCCACGUUUUGUUUUCUCCUCCCCUGUUGUCCCCAUCUGGGGUCUGUGACCCCGUGCUGGCUGCACUGCCCUCCUUGGGGACAGAGCGCUCCAACCCAGCUCCUCUCCCUGGGUCCACUCGUCUCUGGAUGCUGUGAGUGGGACAUCUCUCCUGGGGACGUGCUGAGGUUGUGACUGAAGGUGACCAAAAGGUUUUCAGUAGGCAAAAAAGAAUCCAGAGGCUUUUCCCUUCCUCUCCCCUCCGGUGGCUUUCAGUGGGUUCGAGCGUGGGGAGAUGUGUCAAGUGCUGCCUUGCCAGCAGCUCUGGGCUGCCAGAAAGGCUCCUCUGGGUUUGGAACAGGAGCUGUGCUAAGUGUUGAGGUUUUCCAUGGGAAACUGAGGGGGAGAUGAGUCAGGAAAACACAAAACUCUUCUUCCCAUGACAAAACAAAAUCUUCUCCAACCUGGUCUCAGGCUUCUUUGCUCCUCUACCCAUCUCCCAGCACUCCAGCCCCAGAGAGGGUAAAACCAGCGCCCCAAAAUCAAGCUGCACCCUCAGUUGCUGGGAUAACUCUUAGGGCACAGCUCAGAUUUCCAGUUGUGCAGUGUUUUGUGUGUCCAGGGUGGCAUGGGAUGCUGCAGCUGCAGGGCUGACCUACUUCUACCUCCCUGGUACCAAGUGGUGCCCAUCACUGGCAGGGAACAGUGCCUGGGAGCUGGGACCAGCAGGAGAAGGGAUGAUGUGCUGAUCUCUGAGCUGCUCCCCAAGAGCUGUUGGUGCUUUGGAGAGCCUCAAGGGUUUGUUCCUUUUGGAACUGCUCGGGGUGGGAAGCAGGGAGGUGUUUGGGACAAUCACAUUGAUCAGUAGUACAAGCAAAUUGGUUGUUUCCUCCUGGAAAAUCAAGGAUUCCCUUUGGCAUUGCUGCUCAGCCUCAGAAAGAGGACAGCGAGGAAAAGCUUCACUCAUCCUCGGGGUACCAUCAAAUACCUGCUUGAAAAGCCUGAUGUUUUUUCCCUGUGAGUGCCUUUUCCUGUGAAGUUGGUCUCUUACUGCCUGUUUGUGUGGAGAAGGGAGAGAGGUUUAGUCCCAUUUCAGACUGGAAUGCUGAACUGGAAGGGAUGGAGGAGAGGGAUGAAAGCCAGUGCUGAUCUUCCCCCUUAGAAAAUGCUGAAGUCAGGCUUCAGCUGAAGCAUUUGAAUCUGGUCCCACUGAAGCCAGGAGAAGUGGAGCAGCUCUAAGAGCUGAGGAUCCAGAGCUGCUUUCACUCACUCACAAAUCCCAGGACUGCAUCGCAGGAGACCAGGAGAUUUCUGUCCUCGUGUGGUGGCAGCAGCAGCUCUUUGAAAGGGCACUGUGGUGGUGGCUCUUGGGGUGUUCUGGUGUCCUCCCCGCAAAUUUCAGAGAGCCUUUUACACUUUAAAACAGAAGGUGUGCACGGGUCACUCAUCCCCAUGUUGCUGGAGUGAUGUGUCUGGAGAAAGCUGGAGCUGGUGUCCAGAGGGGCUCCAGUUGUACCUGAGACCUUUUGGGAAUAGGGAACCUCAGCACCUGUGUCCUGCUUGGGCUGUGGGACAGACGGGUGGGAGACUGUCCUGGGAGGCCAGGGCUGGCCUAGUGAAAUGCUCAGGGGUCAGGGGUGACCAGAGAUGACUAGAGAUGACCAGAGGUGACCAGAAAUGACCAGAGGUGACCAGAGGUGACCAGAAAUGACCAGAGGUGACUAGAGAUGACCAGAGAUGACCAGAGGUGACCAGAAAUGACCAGAGGUGACCAGAGGUGACCAGAGGUGACCAGAGGUGACCAGGGGGCCAAGCAGCCUCCAGCCAAAAGCUGCUGGGAGCCACAGCGGUGCCUCUUCCCUUGGUCUUGAUUUAUCUCCUGCUGAGGCUGUUUGUUCUGGUACUGGGAUGUUGGCAGCUCUGCAAAUUGUGAUGAGCUUGGUUCUGAGCCCGACUCGGUGAUGGCCAUCUGUCAGAUCCUGGGACAGGUACUGGUGUCUGUACAAGCUGUGGAAAUCAGGAGAGGGAGCUGGUUUGGGAAUGAGCUGCAGAUCUCGGCAUUCAUUGUGGCUUAACCCCGACUCCAGCUCUUGGUCUUGUUAGGGCAGCUCAGAGAGAAGAGCUGCUCCUGCCCCUGGACCUGAGCCUGCAGCAGAUUGAGCUGGAUUGCUGUGGGCUCCUAUCUGGAAUGUGUUUCUGGUUCCUCUGGCUGUUUCCAGUGGUAUUGCUUUGCUCCCUGGCUGCCAGGGAUGGCUCCAGACCCUUUAUCUCCCCUCAGCACUGGGGUCCUGCUCAGCAGUUCCCAAAAAUGUGUCCUGCUGGGUGCAGACACCUUGGCACGGGGCUGUCCUGGCCCUGUCCCCUGCCUGAAUGGAGGGAUAGGGAGGCAGGAUGAGUCCAGCCAGUGAGACUGGUUAGGAUGGAACCACGGGAUCACCUGGGCUGGAAAAGAGCUCUACGAGCCCAACCUGCCCCCGGCACUCAGCCACUGAGCCACGUCCCCAUGUGCCACAUCUCUGCGUCUCUUAAAAAUCUCCACCUCCUUUAUCAGCACAUUAACAGCAAUUUCUGGCUCCGUAGAGCAUCGUGCUGCUGAUUUUCCCUCUGUUUCUUGCAGAACUUGACUGACUUCUUGCAGUCAGUUCAGGGCCAUGACUCUCCCAUGGCCUGAGCAUGCAGGCUGAGAUCAAGCUGGGAACGCUCACGGGAGCAUCCCCUGGAGUUGCCUGGCUGGGGGAAACUGAGGACCAGCCCACAUUUGCAUGGGGACACGACCCCACAGGAGCUGCACCCUGUCCCCAGCAGCAGGACAUUCCUGGCCUUUGCUGCCUCCCUGUUUUAUCCCAUCCCAGCUGCCAGCAGCUCCCAGCCUGUGCCUGUUCGAGCAGAGCCACGGUCUGGGAGGAGCCCCGGGGGCCACCAGGGCUGUUUUAUGGGCAACUGAUCCUAAAGCAGUCCCGGUGACCCCGGGUAGCCCCGGGGCGACUUCCUGGGACAGCAGCUCUGUUCAUCAGCUGUGGCAAUUAGCAGAGCACGACUCCCCUGUGCUUUGUGGCUUCACUCUGGUGACACCUGGCCCUGGGUGUGGUGGGAAAGCCUUGAGGGACCAAGUCCUGAGCUCCUUCCAGGUGCUCCUGCAAGCGUGGCUUGGGAUAAACUGAUGGAGAGAACGAAGCGUUGGGCUCGGGGCAGGUCAGCAGAGAGUCCCUGGGAAAAUCAAACAUCUUUAUGAAGCCCUGUCCCAAAAUGUGAUGCUUGAGACUUUAUCAGAGUGAGCAGCGUGGUUUUGACCCUGUUUCUGCGCCUGUUUGCACCCUUUCCUAUUCAGUUUGGGAUGAGAGGCAAUGAUCACCCCCACAAGCCCCAGCAGCAGCUCCCUGCACUGCAAACCCUGACCCCAUAACACCUCCUGCUGCUGUUUGGGUGCUGCACCCAGGCUUGCCCCAAGCUUUCAGGGACCGCUGGGAUCUCAGCACGGCUGCUUCCCACACGGCUCAGGGCAGCAGGAAACGCCUGAGCUCCUCAAAGAGCCUCAGCACGCCCGGGGAAAAGAGCAAGGCAAGGAGGGAUGAGCCCAGGGUGGUUUUUUGGGAGUGUUGUGGGGAGCAGAGGGGUCUUCGCAUCAGCUGCUGUGGGUGGGCAGCUCCCAGCUCCCCCCAGCUCAGGGCUGUGCUCGCUUCCCUCCUCGCUCACUGUGUGGAUCCGUGCCAAGAAGUAAAUAAGGAAAUUGCUCUUCUC
Cyanistes caeruleus (blue tit) is the source of this 6154-nucleotide messenger RNA. It is a transcript of the gene KCNC4, whose product is annotated as potassium voltage-gated channel subfamily C member 4. Gene Ontology annotation, molecular function: delayed rectifier potassium channel activity; protein binding. Gene Ontology annotation, biological process: protein homooligomerization; potassium ion transmembrane transport; action potential. Gene Ontology annotation, cellular component: dendrite membrane; presynaptic membrane; axon terminus. Lineage: Eukaryota; Metazoa; Chordata; Aves; Passeriformes; Paridae. The record is from RefSeq and is a predicted model, not a curated record.